This is a messenger RNA of Aspergillus oryzae RIB40, 1410 nucleotides long. Its product is annotated as LLM class flavin-dependent oxidoreductase. The coding region runs from base 1 to 1410 and encodes 469 amino acids. Gene Ontology annotation, molecular function: oxidoreductase activity, acting on paired donors, with incorporation or reduction of molecular oxygen; monooxygenase activity. The transcript has 5 exons. The record is from RefSeq and is a predicted model, not a curated record. Lineage: Eukaryota; Fungi; Ascomycota; Eurotiomycetes; Eurotiales; Aspergillaceae.
AUGACCAAAACCUCAGAAAAGAAAUCAUGGAUCCUCAAUGCCUUUGCGAUGUUUUCUCCUGGGCAUCUAUCGCCCGGGCUAUGGAAGAAUCCGCAAGAUCGCGCCGGUGAUUUCCUCGACCUGUCAUACUGGAUUGAAUUGGCGAAGGUUCUGGAGAAAGGGAAAUUCCACGGGCUGUUUCUGGCAGAUCAUCCUGGGAUCUACGAUGUGUACAAAGGCCCAGGGAAUAAAGAGCCUGCAUUGUUAUCGGGGGCGCAAUUUCCUAUCGGUGAUCCGUUCCUCCUAAUCUCAGCAAUGGCCUCCGUAACUACAUCUCUCUCCUUCGGCAUAACCGCAUCCACAACUUAUGAGACCUCGCCAUACGCCUUGGCUCGGAAGUUCUCGACUCUAGACCACCUUACCCAGGGUCGCGUCGGAUGGAACAUUGUCACCUCGUUUCUGGAUAGUGCAGCCAAGGCAUACGGAAUGGAUGAGCAGAUUCCUCAUGACGAACGAUAUGCGCGAGCGGAUGAGUAUAUGGAGCUCACUUACAAGCUGUGGGAGGGUACAUGGCGCGACGGGGCUGUCGUCAAGGAUCCGAAGACCGGCGUUUACAGUAAUCCUAAUCAGGUUCGUGCUAUUGAGCACAAUGGGAAGUAUUUUAAGAGUACGGCUGCGAGUCAGUUGCCUGCUUCGAAGCAGAGGACGCCGUUGCUUUUCCAGGCGGGGGCUUCGUCAGCCGGAAAGCGAUUCGCUGCCAAACAUUCCGAAGUGAUGUUCCUACCCGGCCUGGAGCCGGAGAAAACCAAAGCAGUGGUAGAUGAUAUGCGAAAGCACCUAGCCGAGAUAGGCCGCCCAACAGACAGCAUCAAGUUCAUCGCCGGAAUCCUCGUGAUCGUUGACGAGACCGACGAGAAAGCCCAAGCCAAAUACGAAGAGUACCUAGCGCAAUCCGACCUCGAAGGUGUAGCAACACUCUUCGGCGGCUGGACCAACAACGAUCUAUCCAAGUUCGAUGACGACGAAGACUUCUCCUUCACUGCCGUGGGGGGAAUCCAGUCUUUGAUCUCGAGCUGGUCGAAAACGGUUCCAAACUCGAACGGCCUGAAGUGGACGAAACGUCGCGUUCUGCAGGAAUUAGCGCUGGGUGGAGCCCACCCUCGGGCUAUUGGGUCGCCGAGUACGGUGGCGGAUAUUCUGCAGCGGUGGGUUGAUGUUGCGGAUGUUGAUGGGUUUAAUUUCUCCUAUGCGGUUUCGCCAGGGACAUUUGAGGAUAUGAUUGAGUAUUUAUUUCCGGAGUUGAGGAGGAGGGGCGUUAUUUGGGAUGAUUAUGAGGUGAAUGGUGGAUCGGCCAGAGAGAAUUACUUCCAGGAUGGGCUCGGGUCGAGACUGCGCGAGGGUCAUCCGGGAAGGGAGUACACUUGGAACUGA